AUGGCCACCGUCAGCCUCGAUGCAUUCUCCCCGGCCGAGGUGGUCGAGCGCAUCGCUCGCGCCGGCACCGCGAAGGGCAACAUGCGGCUGGAUAAGGUCUUCUUGAGCGCCGUCUCGGCGGGGGGAAUGCUCGCCUUCGCCUGCGGGACGGCCCUGAGCACCAACGCCUCGCCGUGGUUCCAAGACAACGCCCCCGGGUUGAUCCGCACGAUCAGCGCCUUGGUAUUUCCGUACGGGUUGUGCAUGAUAAUUCUCACCGGGGCGGACCUCUGCACCGGCUCCUUCAUGUACACAACCGUCGCCGCCCUCCAGCGCCAACUCCCCUGGUACAGAAUGCUCCUUCACUGGUUCAUCACCUUCUGGGGCAACCUCUGCGGCUCUCUCUUCGUCGUUGCCAUCAUUUUCGGCUAUGGCGGAAUCUUCAGCGCCGACCCCUACAAAUCCGAAGCCAUCUCCUUCGCCACCAAAAAGCAACUCACCCCCGACUUCCACGAGAUCCUCCUCCGCGGCAUUGGGUGUAACUGGCUCGUCUGCCUGGCGUGUUUCUUCGGGAUGCAGGGGCGCGACCUCGCCUCGAAGGUCCUCGGGAUCUGGUGGCCGAUCUUCGCGUUCGUCUCGAUGGGCUUCGAUCACGUGGUGGCCAAUAUGACCUUCAUCCCGCUGGGGAUCUGGUUGGAUGCGCCGGGAUUGUCGGUCGGAUUGUAUAUCUGGAAGGGAAUCAUUCCGACCUUGAUUGGGAAUAUACUUGGCGGUGGGGUUUUUGCGGGGACGUAUUUUUGGUAUAUGUAUUUGUUGAAUGGGGAGGGGUCGAUGGGGGGGAGGACUUCGCAGGGAGAGGAGGUUGAUGUUGAAGCUGCGGCGUGGUCGCAUAGCUCAUGGAGUGGCUGCUUGGGACCAUUUUAA
Molecule: messenger RNA, 903 nt
Organism: Aspergillus saccharolyticus JOP 1030-1
Lineage: Eukaryota; Fungi; Ascomycota; Eurotiomycetes; Eurotiales; Aspergillaceae
Product: formate/nitrite transporter family protein
Exons: 5
Coding region: 1-903 (300 amino acids)
Biological process (GO): nitrite transport; transmembrane transport
Cellular component (GO): membrane
Molecular function (GO): high-affinity secondary active nitrite transmembrane transporter activity
Source: RefSeq, a predicted model, not a curated record